AUGGACACAUCUCAAGACGAAGAAGAACUCAAAGUAACAUUCUACCCCGAACUCUUCCUGCAACGGCGCAUCUGGAUCCUAAACGUCCUCAGACGCGAAUCCAUCACCCAAGUCCUAGACGCAGGUUGCGGAGAAGGCGAACUCCUCACAGUCCUCUGCCAACCGGCCCCAUGGCUCCCUGCUCCCCCUGCUUCCAUCUUGCCUCCUUCUCCCUCUUCUCCUUCUGCUUCUUCUUCCCCAACUUCUACCGCCACCUCCCCUGAACAAAUCACAGCACCGGAAUCACCAACAUACAACACAGAAGACGACAUACCCAACCUCCACAUAUCCUUACUCCACGGACUCGAUAUAUCCGCUAGUGAUCUAGAAUUCGCGAUCGAACGUACCCAACCACCACCCCCCGAACCUGAAGUCGAAGACAAGGGGUACAGGACGUACUCGACAGGCGUACAGCGCUGGGAAGAUCUCCAAGUCCAGAUCUGGAAAGGCGGCUUGGAGACGAUCAACGAGGUGUUCGUAGGCGUCGAAUGUAUCGUCAGCACUGAAGUAAUCGAACAUCUCCUCCCUGAAACCCUUCCAGCAUUCGCACCAAUGCUCCUAGGCGUCUACCACCCCCUCUUCCUCUUAAUAACAACCCCUUCAUACACCUACAACGCGCGCUUCACCUCACCCACCUCCCUUCCCUCUGUGCGUAAAGGUUUCCCGGACCCAACGAAAAGGACAGAUAGGGUAUUCAGACACCACGAUCAUAAAUUCGAAUGGACAUUUGUAGAAUUUUCCGAAUGGUGUAACCGUGCAGCGGAAGAGUGGGGAUACGAAGUGAAGGUAUCUACCGUUGGCAGAGCGGUGGAGGUUGAUCCGUGGGGGCGGGAGGAGGAAUUGGGUGGUGCUUCGUGCGUUGCCGAGUUUCGUCGGAUCGAUGCGAAGCAUAGUGACGGGGGAAGAGAACAACGCGCCCGAGCACUCAUCGCUUCCUUAACCCUCGAAAGCACAGAACACACCCUCCUAACAACACACACCCACCCCGCGCACGCAUCCUCCCAAACGCCCUUAUCCCUCCCCAUCAUCGCACAACGCGUCAAAGCGAAGAUGGAGGAAUAUAGAGAAGCGUUCAUGCGCAUGGAAGAAAUAUGGUUCGAGCGUGACGUUUGCGUUGGGUGUGGUGGGUUUAUCGAGGUGCUCGUACGUGCCAUUGAGGAGUCUUCUGAGUUGGUGCUUAGGAAAGAGGGGGAUGAGGGUGAUGGCGGGAGGACGAGGAGGAGUAAUUGGGUCGUUGAGCUCGUCGGUGCUGAUAUCCCUCGUCGGGAUCGGGACCUUUGGGCUGAUGCUGAUGAGGGGAAUAGAAGUUUAGAUGGCUUGGUGCCGGGGGAUUGGACACCUGGUGAGGGGCCGCAUGAGUUGCCUGAUGGGGGUACUAGUGAUGAGUAUGAUUACUACGAGGGAGAAUCGACGGGCGCGGAGGGGGAUGUUUCGUGGGGUGAUUCAGGGGAGGAAGAAGAAGAAGGGGAGCCUGGGUGGGGUGGUUUGCGUGGUUGGGGGAAGUACAAGCUCAAGCGCAAAGACGGUGAGGAGGAAGGGGACGUACGUGAUUGGGGGAGCGUGUUGGGUGAUUGGGGCUCGGAUGGUGAGCAGCAGCAGCAAAGUCACGGUGCAGGUGUUAUACCCCUUAGUGCGAGCAGCUCGACGGCUGGGUGGGAUGGGGAUGAUGAUGGAAGUGAUAGUGAUACUACUUCGUGA
This is a messenger RNA of Laccaria bicolor S238N-H82, 1737 nucleotides long. RefSeq lists its product as uncharacterized. NCBI's taxonomy places the organism in Eukaryota, Fungi, Basidiomycota, Agaricomycetes, Agaricales, Hydnangiaceae. Gene Ontology annotation, biological process: siRNA processing; piRNA processing; RNA methylation. Gene Ontology annotation, cellular component: cytoplasm; nucleus. Gene Ontology annotation, molecular function: RNA methyltransferase activity; O-methyltransferase activity. The coding region runs from base 1 to 1737 and encodes 578 amino acids. The transcript has 2 exons. The record is from RefSeq and is a predicted model, not a curated record.